Hippocampus comes (tiger tail seahorse) is the source of this 5209-nucleotide messenger RNA. RefSeq names its product cytoplasmic FMR1 interacting protein 2 (gene cyfip2). The transcript has 30 exons. Bases 210 to 3968 code for a protein of 1252 amino acids. Lineage: Eukaryota; Metazoa; Chordata; Actinopteri; Syngnathiformes; Syngnathidae. The record is from RefSeq and is a predicted model, not a curated record. Gene Ontology annotation, biological process: regulation of actin filament polymerization. Gene Ontology annotation, molecular function: small GTPase binding.
GCACUUGCAGCCAUUUUCUGCUCUUUGUGUGGGGUGGAUUAGAGCUGGUUCGGCACCGGGGCAAAACUAGACCACCAGUCGACUCUGAAGACGUGCUCAAGGCGGUGAAGAGGUCGAAUCGGCGUUGCACUGCCCGUCCGUCCUCCCGUGUUGUCGGACGGACAUGAGAUUUGCAGACUUGAGUGUGGUGUGAUUGAGGCAUUGUAACCAUGACGACCCACGUGACGCUUGAAGAUGCCCUGUCCAAUGUGGACCUGCUGGAGGAGCUGCCCCUCCCAGACCAGCAGCCAUGCAUUGAACCCCCUCCCUCCUCCAUUAUGUACCAGGCCAAUUUUGAUACCAACUUUGAAGAUAGGAAUGCAUUUGUGACUGGCAUUGCUCGUUAUAUUGAGCAAGCUACAGUCCACUCCAGCAUGAAUGAAAUGCUGGAGGAAGGACAUGAGUAUGCUGUGAUGCUUUACACUUGGAGAAGCUGCUCUCGAGCUAUUCCACAGGUGAAAUGCAAUGAGCAACCCAACAGAGUUGAGAUCUACGAGAAAACAGUGGAGGUGUUGGAGCCUGAAGUCACCAAGCUCAUGAAGUUUAUGUACUUCCAACGGAAAGCUAUAGAACGUUUCUGUAGCGAAGUGAAGCGUCUCUGCCAUGCUGAGAGAAGGAAAGACUUUGUUUCUGAGGCCUAUCUCCUCACUCUGGGCAAAUUUAUCAACAUGUUUGCUGUACUGGACGAACUGAAAAACAUGAAAUGUAGCGUAAAGAAUGAUCAUUCUGCUUACAAAAGGGCUGCUCAGUUCCUGAGGAAGAUGGCUGACCCUCAAUCCAUCCAGGAAUCUCAGAAUCUGUCCAUGUUCUUAGCCAACCACAACAGGAUCACUCAGUGCCUGCACCAACAGCUGGAAGUGAUUCCAGGUUACGAGGAACUUUUGGCUGAUAUCGUCAACAUCUGUGUAGAUUAUUACGAGAACAAGAUGUAUUUGACUCCGAGUGAGAAACACAUGCUUCUCAAGGUGAUGGGAUUUGGUCUUUACCUGAUGGAUGGGAAUGUGAGUAAUAUCUACAAACUAGACGCCAAAAAGAGGAUCAACCUUAGCAAGAUUGACAAAUUCUUUAAACUUCAAGUGGUGCCACUAUUUGGAGACAUGCAGAUAGAGUUGUCCCGCUACAUUGAGACAAGUGCUCACUACGAGGAAAACAAGUCCAAGUGGACGUGCACCCAGAGCAGUAUUUCGCCACAGUACAACCUGUGUGAGCAGAUGGUCCAGAUCAGAGAGGACCACAUUCGCUUCAUUUCUGAACUGGCACGCUAUAGCAACAGCGAAGUGGUGACGGGCUCAGGCCUGGACAGCCAGAAAUCAGAUGAGGAGUACAGAGAGCUUUUUGACCUUUCACUGAGGGGUCUGCAGUUGUUGUCCAAGUGGAGCACGCAUGUCAUGGAAGUUUACUCAUGGAAGCUGGUCCAUCCCACAGAUAAAUUUUGUAACAAGGACUGUCCGGGCACAGCAGAGGAGUAUGAACGAGCCACACGUUAUAAUUACACCAGUGAGGAGAAGUUUGCGCUAGUGGAAGUGAUUGCCAUGAUUAAAGGGCUUCAGGUCCUGAUGGGCCGAAUGGAGUCCGUGUUUAAUCAGGCUAUCAGGAAUACCAUCUAUGCAGCACUGCAGGACUUUGCCCAGAUGACCCUCAGAGAGCCUCUGCGCCAAGCCGUGCGCAAGAAGAAGAAUGUCCUCAUUAGCGUUCUUCAAGCCAUUCGAAAAACCGUUUGUGACUGGGAAGGAGCAAGGGAACCACCAAAUGAUCCGUGUCUGAGGGGGGAGAAGGACCCCAAAGGCGGUUUUGAUAUCAAGGUGCCCCGGAGAGCUGUGGGGCCUUCGAGCACACAACUGUACAUGGUGCGCACUAUGUUGGAGUCACUGAUUGCAGACAAGAGUGGCUCUAAAAAGACCCUGCGCAGCAGUCUGGAUGGACCCAUUGUGGUAGCCAUAGAAGACUUCCACAAACAGUCCUUCUUCUUCACACACUUGCUCAACUUCAGUGAGGCCCUGCAGCAGUGUUGUGACCUGUCCCAACUCUGGUUUAGAGAGUUCUUCCUUGAGCUAACCAUGGGCCGCAGAAUCCAGUUCCCUAUUGAGAUGUCCAUGCCGUGGAUUCUCACCGAUCACAUCCUGGAGACCAAGGAACCGUCAAUGAUGGAGUAUGUGCUGUAUCCCCUGGAUUUGUACAAUGACAGUGGCUACUAUGCUCUUACUAAGUUCAAGAAGCAGUUCCUCUAUGAUGAGAUUGAGGCUGAGGUCAACCUUUGCUUUGAUCAGUUUGUCUACAAGUUGGCUGACCAGAUAUUUGCAUACUAUAAAGCAAUGGCUGGAAGUGUCCUGCUUGACAAGCGCUUCCGUGCAGAGUGUAAAAACUAUGGGGUGAUUAUACCGUACCCUCCUUCGAACCGCUAUGAGACGUUGCUUAAACAGAGACAUGUGCAGCUUCUGGGUCGCUCCAUUGACCUGAAUCGUCUUAUCACCCAGAGGAUCUCUGCUGCCAUGUACAAGUCUCUGGACCAUGCCAUCAGCCGCUUUGAAAGCGAGGAUCUAACCUCUAUUGUGGAGUUGGAGUGGCUUCUGGAGAUCAAUAGACUGACCCACCGGCUUCUGUCCAAGCACAUGACCUUGGACAGCUUUGAUGCCAUGUUCCGUGAGGCCAAUCACAACGUCUCAGCUCCCUACGGCCGAAUUACACUUCAUGUCUUUUGGGAGCUCAAUUUCGAUUUCCUCCCUAAUUAUUGCUACAAUGGAUCCACCAACCGAUUUGUACGCACAGCUAUUCCUUUCACCCAAGAGCCCCAGAGAGACAAGCCAGCUAACGUGCAGCCUUAUUACCUGUAUGGGUCCAAGCCUCUGAACAUUGCCUACUCUCACAUAUACAGCUCCUACAGGAACUUUGUUGGCCCACCUCACUUCAAGACCAUUUGUCGUCUUCUUGGUUACCAAGGCAUUGCUGUUGUGAUGGAGGAGCUGCUCAAGAUUGUCAAGAGCUUGUUACAGGGCACCAUCUUGCAGUAUGUAAAAACACUCAUUGAAGUCAUGCCCAAAAUCUGCCGCCUACCCCGCCAUGAAUACGGCUCCCCGGGGAUCUUGGAGUUCUUCCACCAUCAACUCAAGGAUAUAAUCGAGUACGCUGAGCUCAAGACAGAUGUCUUCCAGAGUUUAAGGGAGGUGGGGAACGCCAUUCUCUUCUGCCUGCUCAUUGAGCAAGCUCUGUCACAGGAGGAAGUGUGUGACCUUCUUCAUGCUGCCCCCUUCCAAAACAUUCUCCCAAGAGUAUACAUCAAAGAGGGAGAGCGUCUGGAAGUGAGGAUGAAAAGACUGGAAGCAAAGUACGCCCCUCUCCACCUGGUGCCUCUGAUUGAGAGGCUGGGAACCCCUCAGCAAAUUGCCAUUGCACGUGAGGGAGAUUUGCUGACCAAAGAACGCCUGUGCUGUGGCCUUUCCAUGUUUGAGGUCAUCUUGACGCGUAUCCGCAGCUUCUUGCAAGACGGAGUGUGGCGCGGGCCUCCUCCCACCAAUGGUGUCAUGCAUGUCGAUGAGUGCAUGGAGUUCCACCGCCUCUGGAGUGCAAUGCAGUUUGUGUAUUGCAUUCCAGUAGGCACUCACGAGUUCACAGCAGAGCAGUGCUUUGGCGAUGGCCUGAACUGGGCCGGCUGUGCUGUCAUUGUUCUGUUGGGACAGCAGCGUCGCUUUGAUCUCUUCGACUUUUGCUACCACCUGCUCAAAGUGCAAAGACAAGAUGGCAAGGAUGAGAUCAUCAAAAAUGUGCCACUGAAGAAGAUGGCAGACCGCAUCAGGAAGUACCAGAUCCUUAACAAUGAAAUCUUUGCUAUCCUGAACAAGUACAUGAAGGCCGUUGAGACAGACAGUUCCACUGUGGAGCAUGUUCGCUGUUUCCAGCCUCCUAUACACCAAUCCCUGGCUACCACUUGUUGAAAAUAGAUGUCGGCAGACAGCACACACUGAAACACCCACAUUCCUCAUGGAUGUGAUGCCCUUUCUCGUAUAUCGAUCUCUGGUCUCUUACAGUUGAGAGUUACUUCAUUUCCUCCUCACAUUGGCGGAAGAAAUUCUGUUUUGAAUCAUCUCAAACUGUUACCUUCACUGAAAUUUCGGAGAUUGCUUGCAGUAGUGGAGUCGAGGAGAGGUGGAAGUACAAAGUAUAUCUUCACAACUGAAUUUGUUUAUGUGAAUAUACACAUGACUUGCAAUCAGAUUCAUGCAUGCCCUCUCAUAUUCUUUCAGCUGUACACCACAUUGGAUUUCUUAAGCAGAUGAGAAAAUAUGAGUCCAGGUCUUCAAUGACUGUGAGUCCUAGCAUAAGGUAAAUACGAUUCCUAAUGGAUGCUAAUUAUUCAAGUUAUUAGUCAUGUCAGCAACAAAACCAGAGGCACGACUACGGAUGCUAUGGGCUCACAUCCACAUUCCCGAAUAUAUUUCUUUCUCAUUUAUGUAAUUAUUUGAUGUGACGAUGAUAGGUCAUCUGUCUACAAAUACAGUGAUUUCUUUAAAAAAAAUAAGACAGUACCGGUAUUUUUUUUUUUUUUAAUGCGUCCGCUUACUAGCAAGGAAACAAUGUUACAUGGCCGGCCGGUUUCAUUUGCGUUUCAUUAUCCCACCCCCUCCAAACUCAUUUGAUUAUCUUGACACAUUUUUAUUCAACGCAAAUUUUAAUGUAAAUUUCACAGUCGAACUAAGUGAAGUGAUGUGUGUUGUAAUUGUUCUUGUUUUAAUAUGAAUACUUUUAUUUACAUAUUCUUGGUAUGCUUUUCUGCUACGGACUGGAAACCUCAUUUCUUUUUCUUUUUUUUCCUGUUGGAAAGAUUUUUAUAUGCUGUUGACGAAUACAGUGUUGGUAUUCCUUACGUAGAAAGAAAACAAAAUGAUUGGUGAAUAUGUUUUGUUUUUUCAAGAAUCUGAAACAGCAACAAGAUGAGUAAAUACCUCUGGGUGGAUGACAACAGUGCUAUACUAGAUUAACCUGUUUGGCGUGUGUGUGUGUGGAUGAUGCUGGUCCAAUAGAUGUGUGAAAUGAAGAAAAACAUGUCAUUAAUUGAGCAUUUCUUGAAAAUAGUCAGUAUUGAUUAUUGUUGGAUUUUUGCUUUAGUUUUAGCAAUGCUAUCAAGCUAUGAUAAAUUAGCCCUUAUUUUUUCACAAGAAGGAUAACAGAUGACUUA